Molecule: messenger RNA, 778 nt
Organism: Peromyscus eremicus (cactus mouse)
Lineage: Eukaryota; Metazoa; Chordata; Mammalia; Rodentia; Cricetidae
Gene: Ppia
Product: peptidylprolyl isomerase A
Exons: 5
Coding region: 79-573 (164 amino acids)
Biological process (GO): protein folding; protein peptidyl-prolyl isomerization
Molecular function (GO): peptidyl-prolyl cis-trans isomerase activity
Source: RefSeq, a predicted model, not a curated record
GGAUAUAAAAGCAGCGGGCGGCCAGGCUCGUGCCGCUUUGCAGACGCCGCUGUCCCCUUGUCGCCGCUUGCUGCAGCCAUGGUCAACCCCACCGUGUUCUUCGACAUCACGGCCGACGGCGAGCCCCUGGGCCGCGUCUCCUUCGAGUUAUUUGCAGACAAAGUUCCAAAGACAGCAGAAAACUUCCGCGCCCUGAGCACUGGAGAGAAAGGAUUUGGAUAUAAGGGUUCCUCCUUUCACAGGAUUAUUCCAGGAUUCAUGUGCCAGGGUGGUGACUUCACACGCCAUAAUGGCACUGGCGGCAGAUCCAUCUACGGAGAGAAAUUUGAGGAUGAGAACUUCGUCCUGAAGCACACAGGUCCUGGCAUCUUGUCCAUGGCAAAUGCUGGACCAAACACAAAUGGUUCCCAGUUUUUCAUCUGCACCGCCAAGACUGAGUGGCUGGAUGGCAAACACGUGGUCUUCGGGAAGGUGAAAGAAGGCAUGAACAUCGUGGAAGCCAUGGAGCGUUUUGGGUCCAGGAAUGGCAAGACCAGCAAGAAGAUCACCAUUUCCGACUGUGGACAACUCUAAUUCUUUCGACUUGCGGGCUUCUUACCCACCAGACCAUUCCUUCUGUAGCUCAGGAGAGCACCCCCACCCCAUCUGCUCGCAGUACCCUGUAAUCUCCGCUCUCACUGAAGUUCUCUGGGUUCCAUAUUCUCCUCAUUCCCCUCCCAAGUCUAGCUGGAUUGCAGAGUUAAGUUUAUGAUUAUGAAUAAAAACUAAGUAAGAACCA